Molecule: messenger RNA, 3543 nt
Organism: Penicillium samsonianum
Lineage: Eukaryota; Fungi; Ascomycota; Eurotiomycetes; Eurotiales; Aspergillaceae
Product: putative serine/threonine protein kinase
Exons: 1
Coding region: 1-3543 (1180 amino acids)
Biological process (GO): protein phosphorylation; intracellular signal transduction
Cellular component (GO): cytoplasm
Molecular function (GO): protein serine/threonine kinase activity; ATP binding
Source: RefSeq, a predicted model, not a curated record
AUGACGGAAAUUCGGUCCUCGCAAGCUGGUCUGGAGGAUCCGGAUCAGCUGGCUCGGAAUCGUCAUGUCUCAAAAAAUCACAAGCGGGAUCCCAGCCGGUCCGACGAGUCACCGCAACUACCAUCUGCGUCAAACGACCAAACCGAGUCUCACCCCCAACCCAAAUCAUCCGCGGAACAACCGUCCAUUAUCACCGAUGUGUCGGAAGCUACCGCGACCUUCCGCCAGGCCUUCCCCGGCCUUUACGGUGCCCGGACCCCCUCGAAUCGCUCGUCAUCGAGUUCCCUACAAGCCCUCAACGAAGGUAUUGUGGUCGAUGUCCGAUCGGAAAGUGGAAGCAUUGGAAGGACCACUCGACGAGCCUCGAGACAAUCGGAUCAUCAAUUACCAGUUUACCCCGAUCAGUCCUAUGCCUCCCUCCAGUCUCAGGUACAUCCCACCUGGCAACCACCCCACCUCGCAGAACCAGAACCGCUACCCAGACACUCCUAUGCCCGUGGUAUUCGUACCGCGGGUAACACUCCGCUGUCGAGCCCGGGGCUCUUCUCCAUGAGACACUCGCGUUUGGGAACGCCAUCUGCGUCGGACGAUGACAUCUCGGUGGGAAGCUCACUUCUCCAUCCAUCACACCUUCAGCCACCGAAAGAAACACACACCGCCGAAGUUGAUCGCGACAUGGUUACGGGAAACAAAACCAUCAAUCAGUAUGAGAUCCUCGAAGAGCUUGGACGUGGUGAACACGGCAAAGUGAAAUUAGGCCAGCAUGUUGCGACUAAGCAGAGAGUUGCCAUCAAGAUUGUCCAGCGGUACUCGACUCGCCGUCGGUUAGGCAAGUUGGGCAAUCCAGAAGACAAAGUGAAGAAGGAGGUGGCUAUUUUGAAGAAGGCGCGGCAUCCAAACGUGGUCAGCCUGCUCGAAGUCAUCGACGAUCCGAAUCGACAAAAGGUAUACAUCGUGCUGGAGUAUGUCGAAAAUGGCGAGAUUGUCUGGCGCAAGAAGGGUCUACGAGAAAUUGUCCACGUCGACAAGCUACGUCUUGAGCGGGAAAAGAAUGGAAUCCCAGACACUCCCGCGUUUUUGGAAGAGAGCCACCAAUUUAUUCGAACGGCUCAGCAUCUGCGGCGGCAACGGGAAAGGGCUCGCGAGCGGAUUGAAGCACAGGCUGCUGACGCCCAGCAAGGGCCAAUCCCCGCUUGGAGUUUGGAGCACGGUGCGGAAUCUUCAGAUGAGGAGGAUGAUGAGUCCGGUAUUCCCAUCAGGAGGUCAUCUAGCCGUUCUGUUGCAGUAACAGAUGACUCAAGCCCAUCCUUCACCCAGGACCCGUCUCUAACUGCCGUCGAGGGCAGCAUGUACGGCGCCUAUUCAGAUUACCCGUUCGAACGACGUUCCAGCACUGCCUCGAGUAGCUUUGGUUAUGCCCCCUCCGAACCCGAGUGGUCUGCAGAGGGCGAUGACAUGGCAUUCGUUCCUUGUUUGACUAUCGGUGAAACCCGCAGCGCAUUCCGGGACUCGGUACUUGGCUUAGAAUACCUCCACUACCAGGGUAUCAUCCACCGGGAUAUCAAACCGGCCAAUUUACUCGUCACCAGCACUCAUCGGGUGAAGAUCUCUGAUUUCGGUGUUUCCUACCUAGGACGCCCAAUGCGGGACGAGGAAGAAGAGCAGGUGGGCGAGACCGAUGCGACGGAGCUAGACGAUGCCCGUGAAUUGUCCAAGACUGUUGGUACUCCAGCCUUCUAUGCCCCUGAAUUAUGUUAUACCGGCGAUGACUUUGUGGAAACCAUUGGGUCGAUCCCCAAGAUCACUGGUGCGGUCGACGUUUGGUCGCUUGGUGUCACAUUAUACGGAAUGAUUUUUGGUCGCCUACCGUUUGUUUCGGAUGAUGGGUACAGCAUGUUCCAGACCAUCGUUAAGAAGGAAGUCUUUAUUCCACGGAAGCGCCUUGUACCCGUGAUGGAUGAGGCGUCCGACUCCAACCAGUGGAACCUGAGAAAUGACGAUGAGCUCGUCUAUGAGGAUAUCGACGAUGAGCUAUACGAUCUGCUCAUGCGUCUGUUGACCAAAGACCCCAUCAAGAGAAUCACCUUGAAAGAGAUUAAACACCACCCUUGGACACUCCAUGGUCUUCCCAACCCUCGAAUUUGGAUUGAGGAGACCGACCCUGGCUUCCAAAGUAAGGGUAAGCGAAUUGAGGUCUCGAAUGAAGAAGUUACAAGCGCUGUCAGCAAAGUCCCUUUCAUUCAACGCGUUCGGUCCAAUGUCGCCAAAUGGUUUGGCAGCGGUCGAUCGAAGGACAAGGAACCUCACAAGCGCACAUCGAGCACAACACCGUCUACCGAGACCCUGUCCUCUGCUGCAAGUAACAGCACAUUCGGGAAAACCUCCCGCGACAGUCGUCGGUCCAGUUUGCGAGGGGACGAGGAAUUCUUCCGGCCGCUCAAAUUUGGCAGUCAAGGACACCCGCUCGCCCAGAGCGUUACUGCAAGUCCGGUUGAUGAAGGCGAUUGGGCAUCUUAUUUCGAUGCCGUGCAACCAGCUGCAGCAAAGCUUGCAGCUGCGACCAAGAUUGCCCCUCCACGUCCUACCGUGACACCUCGACCUGGCCCUCCUCGUCGCGCAAAGUCCUCAAUGUCUACAGCAGAAUCCGCAAAGACGAUCAAGCCAUCCAGUUUCGAUGUCCCAUUGACUGCUCGGCCAUUCUCCAUCAUCGAAGCCCUAGGACCGACCAACUUGGGUAAUUUGUUCAGUGGGGCUACUCGGCGGGCAUCACGAGGCAGUCGCAGUCGGCGCACUUCUCCGUCUGGCGAGUCGGGAUCUCUGCAUGGGGAUGGAGAACGUCGCUCUGCUGAGCCUACCAUCGCUGUCAGCAAUGCGUCUGCCCAUGGUCAAGUGCGCACUCCCGGCUUGUGGCAUGAGGAGGAAAAUCCUUCUGCCGAGCAAUUGGCCCCUAGUCGUACGCACCGGCGCCAUCGAUCUUCGCAACUCGAGGAUACAUCACCUGCAGAAUCUCUCAACCUUACAAGGGAUGCACUCCUGCGCCGUAGACGGAGCGACAUCGACGCAAAUGAAGGCGGUACCUUGAGAGUUGACUACGCGAUGUACUCUACCGAAUCGCUCCUACUGCCUCCCAUCACUCUACCUACCAACCAAGGAUGUCCUGCUGACAACACCACCAAUGGGUUGGCCACUUCCACCUCGGCCACUAUCUCUUCCUCUUCUGCCGACGACUUCACUAGCGGCAUGUCCCAGAGUGCCUCACACCCCAGCAUUCCGUCGGUUGUCUCAAACGCAUCGUCUCUGUCCGGUGAUGGUUACUCGGUCAAGGGCAAUGACUUGGACGAAGUACCCUCUAUGCUCCGAACCGGAGAGACACUCAAACCACCUCGUCCGAGCUCGCCCCGGUCGUCCGAAGAGGACGAGUCGAGGUACUACUGCGAUGACGAGGACGAGGAUGAGUCGGAAGAUGAAGGCCUUGUGAUCGGAAAACGCAAGCCGCCUCCCAAGGCUGCUGCAUCGGAUAUUCCGUCUCAGCUAUCGAACUGA